Messenger RNA from Xenopus laevis (African clawed frog), 2228 nucleotides. RefSeq names its product mediator complex subunit 6 L homeolog (gene med6.L). Gene Ontology annotation, molecular function: transcription coregulator activity. The coding region runs from base 235 to 975 and encodes 246 amino acids. The record is from RefSeq and is a predicted model, not a curated record. The transcript has 8 exons. Gene Ontology annotation, cellular component: mediator complex; nucleus. NCBI's taxonomy places the organism in Eukaryota, Metazoa, Chordata, Amphibia, Anura, Pipidae. Gene Ontology annotation, biological process: regulation of transcription by RNA polymerase II; positive regulation of DNA-templated transcription.
GGCCUCAUAAUUUCUAAUGGCGGCCCUGAUUACAUAUGAAUAACACAUACAUUUUAUUCUGCAAUCUUUUAUACACCAUAGGGAACAAACACGGCGCGCUUUUAACGCUUUCCAUUGAAAACCUGCAGGGGGCACCGUACGGCAUUCAUUCUGGCCGAAAAUAGAGGUUUUUCGUCAUCAAUGUGCACCGGAAGUUAGUCUGGGGGACGCGUCUUGUUUUAGCGACUUCAAGAAAUGGCAGCUGUGGAUAUUCGAGAUAACUUACUUGGCAUCUCCUGGGUGGACAGCGCCUGGAUCCCGAUAUUAAACAAUGGUACAGUCCUGGACUAUUUCUCCGAGAGAAGCAACCCCUUCUACGACCGAACCUGUAACAAUGAGGUGGUUAAGAUGCAACGGCUGACACUUGAUCAUCUGAAUCAGAUGGUUGGAAUAGAAUAUAUUUUGCUUCAUGCCCAGGAACCUAUAUUAUUCAUCAUUCGAAAACAGCAGAGGCAGUCACCUACACAGGUUAUUCCACUGGCUGAUUACUACAUCAUUGCUGGAGUGAUCUAUCAAGCACCAGACCUGGGAUCUGUUAUCAACUCCAGAGUACUAAGUGCAGUGCAUGGGAUUCAGUCAGCAUUUGAUGAGGCCAUGUCCUACUGCAGAUAUCACCCAUCUAAAGGCUAUUGGUGGCACUUUAAAGACCAGGAAGAAAGAGACAAAACUAAGCCUAAACCAAAGAAAAAGGAGGAAGCCAGUUCACACUUCCAGAGACAGAGGGUAGAUGCUUUGCUUAUGGAGCUUAGGCAAAAGUUCCCUCCGAAAUUUAUUCAGCAAAAGACUGGAGAAAAGCCUGUACCAGUGGAACAAAUAAAGAAGGAAGCAGAACCACCCGCUGAAUCUAUAAAACAAGAAGAAAAAGAGCCAGUGAAAGUAGCCCAGCAAGGAGCAACUCCUAAGGGGCCCCCAGAAAAAAGAAUGAGGCUGCAGUAGGAGGCUAAGCAUCUGUCAGGAAACCUCAGGAAUCCCUAUUGGUUGCAGAUAAACAUGGAUACCCAUUGCAGUCCAUACAUUGCUAAUAUGGACUUUGUGGUCUCAGAGGCGGUUGCAGUGUAUGGAGAGGUUACAGACUUAAAAAAUUACAAUUUGGAUGUAUAGAAUGUCAGUUUUUUUUGUAUUGUUAUAAAACCACAAUUUUUUCUAAAUAUAUACGACUUAAAUACAAAUGAGUCUGUUUAAAAAAUAAAAAAACAUUUUUUUUCCAUUCUGGCAUACUGCACUGUAAAAGAGGGUCUCCCUGGGGGUCCUAGCCCUUAUGGACUCCACACAAGGGGGUUUUUAUUUUCAGAAUAUCUCUAUUUAGAUUUCCCUGUCAAGGUGGACCCUUAGAGGCCCAUUUAUCAAAGGUCGAAUUUCGAAUUCAUGUGAUUUUUUUUUAACUGUAAUAAAAUUCGAAUAUACUCAAUUCCAUUGGGAGGUUGUUUAAUAAAAAAAAACUAAUAUCUAAAACUUGAACUAAAUAUUACUGACCAGAAAACUCAGAUCGAAUUCGACUAAACUCAAAUUAAGUUGUUUUUCUCCCGAAAAAAAAAAAACCGCGAAUGUCAGGAAGGCUAUUAACAUCUUCAAAUGGGUCACUGAACCUCUCCCAUUGACUUAUACAUGAACUCGGCAGGUUUUAGGUGGCGAAUAGUCAAAUUUCUAAUUGUUUCAAUGAUCAAGGUUUGAUAAAUCUUGAUUUUCUAAUUCAAAUUAAAAUUCGAAUUGAGCUUGGAUUAUUCAUAAUUCGCAUUUGAGAGUUUUGACCACAAAAAAAUGUGAACAUUUUAAUUUACAAUUCGACCCUUAAUAAAUCUGCCCAAUAAAGUCAGGUUUUCUGUUGUAUUAGGCCCCAUGAGACAUGUUAAUUACACUCAGACUUCAAUGCGUUUUGCCACCGAAUUUGCCAGAUUAUCAGGUUGACUGAAUGUGCUGCUUAUGUAUUCUAACCCUGUGCCAGACUACAGCUCAAGGAACAAGGCUUAUGCUUUCCAUUUUAUGCCCCGAAUAUCCGACCACAUUUCAUGGCCGCUUGCACUGAAUAUGCAUUGUAUUUGUAUGCUGUUUAGAUAAUUGAUUUUCUGUGUUAUUUGCAGUCAGAUGUUCUAGCUAUUUGUAAAGUAACAGGCAAUGUAUUCUCACUUACACGUAGGGGCCCAUUUACUUAGCUCGAGUGAAGGAAUAGAAUAAAAAAAUCUUCGAAUUUC